Messenger RNA from Nannospalax galili (Upper Galilee mountains blind mole rat), 660 nucleotides. RefSeq names its product mago homolog, exon junction complex subunit (gene Magoh). Gene Ontology annotation, biological process: RNA splicing. NCBI's taxonomy places the organism in Eukaryota, Metazoa, Chordata, Mammalia, Rodentia, Spalacidae. Gene Ontology annotation, cellular component: nucleus; catalytic step 2 spliceosome; exon-exon junction complex. The record is from RefSeq and is a predicted model, not a curated record. Bases 98 to 538 code for a protein of 146 amino acids. The transcript has 5 exons.
ACGUCACUUCCGCGCGCCACGGGACGCCAGCUUAAGGCGCAGACCGCCGCAGUGUGGUCUGUUCCUGCGAUUCGGUCUUGAUUUUCGCUUGAGAGCCAUGGAGAGCGACUUUUACCUGCGUUACUACGUGGGUCACAAAGGCAAGUUCGGUCAUGAGUUCCUGGAGUUCGAAUUCCGACCUGACGGGAAAUUGAGAUAUGCCAACAACAGUAAUUAUAAAAAUGAUGUCAUGAUUCGAAAAGAGGCUUAUGUACAUAAAAGUGUGAUGGAAGAAUUAAAGAGAAUUAUUGAUGACAGUGAAAUCACCAAAGAAGAUGAUGCUUUGUGGCCCCCUCCUGAUAGAGUAGGCCGGCAAGAGCUUGAAAUUGUUAUUGGAGAUGAACACAUUUCUUUCACAACAUCAAAAAUUGGUUCCCUUAUUGAUGUCAACCAAUCUAAGGAUCCAGAGGGCUUACGGGUGUUUUAUUAUCUUGUUCAGGACCUCAAGUGUCUAGUCUUCAGUCUUAUUGGACUACACUUCAAGAUUAAGCCAAUCUAGAUGAAAUAUUGUGGACUUCAGGGGCGUGGGGGUAGUUUUUAGUUACCAUAAUUAGGAAAUUUUUGUGUAUAUUGAGGAAAUUUUUUAUAAACAAUAAAUGGUCUUUAAUACAAGCUAUAAAA